AUGUCAGGCCAAGUGACAGAACAAACGGUCACCACGAAGCGGCAGCACGAGAUGAGAAUGGCGAAAUAUCGUGAUUGUUUGGCGCAAAAUCUAAAGAACUGGGAAAAACGAAAGAGAGUCUCUAGAAAAAAGAGAGUCAACACUAGCCAACUGGAAACUAUGGGUCCAUCUACAUCGGCACAGAACGCAGAAUCCAAUUCUGAAGAAAACUGGUUUUGUAAGUUAUGUGAUUUCAAGGCUGAUACGCGUCAGUGUAUCAUAUGCUUCAUCUGGGUCCACGAAGAUUCUGUAGGGCUACCGCCGAAGACGAGGAUGAAUUUUUUGGUGGACACCCUGCCCAUCCCAAAGAUGAUGAGAACCGUCGUCCAGGACGCAAUGAGUAAGUGGAACCUCCAACUGUUCCCCCCUGGUGAGGCGCCGAUCCAGAUACCCGUCCGAAGAGGUGUUUACCAGGGCGACUCCCUGAGCCCGAUGCUAUUCGUCCUGGUGACGGCUUCCAUUAUCAAACGGAUAAAGGAGGACCCCCAAAUCGCCCGCCUGUCACUGGGAAAACACCUGAUAGUGGCCUACAUGGACGACAUCAAGUGCCACGCCCCCAACAACAGGUCCACCCGGGCGAUCAUGGCGAUGCUGGAAGAGAGCGCGCGCGCCCUCGGUCUGGAACUGAACCUGGGAAAAUGUGGCCAUUACUGUAGGUUGCAAAAGGCCGACGAGGAAGGCGGAGACGACGACGACCUCAUCCCCGCAGUCAAGAAUGGCUACAAGUACUUGGGACUAAUCCAGACGGAGCGCGACUCUCCUGAGAACUUCAACAUCCUCGAGGAGAAGAUUCUGGCAAAGGCGGAGGAGAUCCUGAGCUCCAACCUCACGACGGCGCAGAAGAGACGGAUCUUUAACAGCUGCGUCAUUCCAGCGGCGGUGUACGUUACAGGAAACAUCAUGCCCAACAGCAGUGUUCAGGGAACGUUGCGGGCAUGUCGCGCGCUGGACCUGAAGAUCCGGAAACACAUGGUAGCUGAGAACAUCAAGACGCUGCCGACCUCCAACCAACGUGCCUACCUGCCGCACUCCAUCGGCGGUCUUGGUUUUCGGUCCAUUGAGACCGAGACAGAAAUACAGUACGCGAGGAGAUAUGCGUACUUAACGUGCCAUCCAGAGCUCACGGACAUCCUUGAGCAGUACAAGACCCUGGACGCAGCAAGGUGCCGCACACCGCUCAGCGACUUCCGGCACAUUGCCGAGAAGUACAACCUGGAGAUCCCCGUGGAAGAGAACUGGCGAGACCUAGCGACGCGGCUGGUGGAAGGCAUCAGGGCGGCCAACCUGGAGGUCAGGAUGCAAGACUGGGGGAAGGCCCUCCAAUACCCAAGACUGGUUCUCAGAGAGCGGGAUUCCAUCUCCUUCCCAGCGGCUGAGUACUUCCGCACCAACUCAUCAAAGCUAUCGAUGAUCAACGCCGCGGCAGAAGAGCAGAUCACCCAAUUCCGUGCCACCCCCGGGAGGAGGCUGGCCGAAGACCGACGCUGCAGGCGGGGCUGUCCGGCGGAAGAGACUGCAUACCACGUGGUCACGUCCUGCAGGACGACGUCGUACACCACACGUCACGACCAGGCGGUGUACUGGCUGCUGCGCACCCUAUUGGAGGCGCUUAGCGCCCCCGACGAGGUGAGGCGCAGACUACAGUUCGGAAGGGCGAUGCUGAACGCGGAGUUCGACGCGCCGCUGGGCCCGGUGAGAAUCCGCGCGGGUCAGGCGAUCCUCACUGGUGUACCUCUGCACCAUAACAAGCCAGAUGUUAUGGUACAGGUGCUAGCCCGGGUGCCCUCAACCUACAUCUUCGAGGUCUCCAUCCCCCACCUGCAGAAUUAUCGCACACAAGAGGGGAUAAAACGGACGAAGUACGGGCGCAACUCGGUGGCAGAGAAACUACCAGACCAUCGGACGGGAUCUCAACCUUGGGUUGGCUAUGGGGAAGUACUGGACACCGACGAACGACGGCGCUUCGCAAGGCUGCCGGGCUCCCUAGGAGUGAAGGACUGCGAGGUGAAGGCGCUGUACCAGAAGGCGGCAUACAGUGUCAUCACUGAGACAACGAAGAUCUUGUGCCGCCACAUGGGAAGAUGA
Molecule: messenger RNA, 2124 nt
Organism: Zophobas morio
Lineage: Eukaryota; Metazoa; Arthropoda; Insecta; Coleoptera; Tenebrionidae
Exons: 4
Coding region: 1-2124 (707 amino acids)
Source: RefSeq, a predicted model, not a curated record